AUCUCACACUAUAUGUCUUCACCCUCUCUCAGUAACAUAAACAAAGUCCAGCUGAUCGAGCCUCGUCUCUCUCAGUUGAUCUAGUGUUAGAUCGGAAAAGAUCGAAUAAUCAUUAGAUUUAGGUUUCUUGAGAGGACGAAGGAGAAAAUGAGAGAAGCGAAACGUAUCACUCUUCGAUUGGCGAUUGUGUUGUUGUUAGCUUUCGUUUCUUUCAAUCAGCUCUUUGCUGACGAUGAUACGAUCUUUCAUGAGACGUUUGACGAGUCGUUCAGUGGAAGAUGGAUUGUUUCGGAGAAAGAAGACUAUAAAGGGGUGUGGAAGCGUGAAAAGAGUGAGGGACAUGAUGAUUAUGGACUUCUUGUGAGUGAGCCGGCUAAGAAGUAUGCCAUUGUGAAGGAACUCGAUGAGCCUGUGAGUCUUAAGGAUGGAAUUGUCCUCCAAUUUGAGACUCGCCUUCAGAGUGGGCUUGAAUGUGGUGGUGCGUAUUUGAAAUAUCUCCGACCACAGGAGGCUGGGUGGGUGCCCAAGGGGUUUGACAGUGAGUCUCCUUAUUCGAUUAUGUUUGGACCUGACAAAUGUGGUACCACAAACAAGGUUCAUUUUAUCUUGAAGCAUAAAAACCCAAAGAGUGGGGAGUAUGUUGAGCAUCACCUCAAGUUCCCACCUUCCGUUCCACACGACAAGCAUACUCAUGUGUACACCGCCAUCUUGAAAUCUGACAAUGAGUUGCAAAUUCUGGUUGAUGGAGAGGAGAAGAAGAAGGCAAACUUCCUCACAUCUGAUGAUUUUGAGCCCCCACUUGUCCCUGCCAAGACAAUUCCUGAUCCAGAUGACGUGAAACCUGAGGAUUGGGAUGAGAGAGCAAAAAUUCCUGAUCCUGAGGCAGCGAAGCCAGAGGACUGGGACGAGGAUGCACCUCUUGAAAUUGUAGAUGAGGAUGCUGUGAAACCUGAAGGUUGGUUGGAUGAUGAGCCUGAGGAGAUUGAUGAUCCUGAAGCUACAAAACCAGAAGAUUGGGAUGAAGAGGAGGAUGGUGAAUGGGAGGCACCCAAGACUGAUAACCCAAAGUGUGAGGAAGCCCCUGGUUGUGGUGAAUGGAAGAAACCAAUGAAGAGAAAUCCAGCAUACAAGGGAAAAUGGCAUGCUCCACUUAUUGACAACCCCAACUACAAGGGUAUCUGGAAGCCUCAGGAUAUUCCAAACCCCGACUACUUUGAGCUUGACCAGCCUGACUUUGAGCCCAUUGCUGCUGUUGGUAUUGAGAUCUGGACAAUGCAGGAUGGCAUAUUGUUUGACAAUAUCUUGGUUGCAAAGGAUGAGAAGGCUGCAGCUUCAAUUAGGGAUACAACAUGGAAGCCAAAGUUUGAUGCUGAGAAGGAGAAACAGAAGGCUGAGGAAGCAGCUACUGGCACUGAUGGUCUUGCUGGCUUCCAGAAGAAGGUGUUCGAACUCCUAUACCAGGCUGCUGAGCUCUCUUUCCUAAGCAAGCACAAGGACAAAAUUAUUGAACUCAUCGAGAAGGCAGAGAAACAACCGAACAUCACAAUUGGUGUCCUUGUCUCCGUUGUGGUGGUGAUCCUUACUCUUUUCUUCAGGAUAAUUUUUGGUGGAAAGAAGGCUAAGGUGGAGAAGAAACCUGAGCCAGUUGCGGAGACAUCCAACAAGGAAGGAAGCAGCAGCGGCGAUGAGAAGAAAGAAGAGACUGAGGCCGAGAAUGAAGCUGCUGCUCCUGCUCGCAGGAGGCCAUCGAGGCGUGAGAACUGAAAGAUGAGAUCAGAGGGCAGAGAAUGCUUAACAAUAUUCACUUUUUGUAGAACUUGAGCUUAGUUGUUUUUCUCUGGAUGCGUUCAUGGCUAUAUUUUAUAAAAAAACAUGGGAGAUGUAUCAGAGUGCAAAUGACUUCACCUGUCAGUCUUCGAACAGACUGACAGUUGCCUUCCCAAGCUUUAGCCCUUUUCCUGCAAGUAAUUAAUUAAGCUCCAUAUAGUUUCAUGGGCUUGGUACUAA
This is a messenger RNA of Populus trichocarpa (black cottonwood), 2007 nucleotides long. Its product is annotated as calnexin homolog. Gene Ontology annotation, biological process: protein folding. Gene Ontology annotation, molecular function: calcium ion binding. The record is from RefSeq and is a predicted model, not a curated record. Lineage: Eukaryota; Viridiplantae; Streptophyta; Magnoliopsida; Malpighiales; Salicaceae. The coding region runs from base 148 to 1764 and encodes 538 amino acids. Gene Ontology annotation, cellular component: endoplasmic reticulum; endoplasmic reticulum membrane. The transcript has 6 exons.